Molecule: messenger RNA, 3165 nt
Organism: Candidula unifasciata
Lineage: Eukaryota; Metazoa; Mollusca; Gastropoda; Stylommatophora; Geomitridae
Source: the annotation of a GenBank genome assembly
AUGAGCGCAGCAGUUGCAGCUUUGUGUGUGUUAUAUCUGACCACACUAAGUGUGUUAGCUCAAGAAAAGACGUACAGCUUUCGAGAAGAAGAGCCAGAAGGAACAUUCGUUGGCAACAUUGCCCUAGAUCUGAACUUAGCCGCUCUGAUACCAGCAGAUGUCUUCAGCAAGCUGCACUACAGCAUAAUGAACUGGGGAGACGGGAGCCACUUCCGCGUAGAUGAAAACGACAGCGGGCUCUUCACAAAGUAUAAACUUGAUCGUGAACAGCUGUGCCGGUUUGAGGCUCAGUGUGUCUUGAAGCUUCGAGUUGCUGCCAGAUCAGAAACAGACGUCAAGAAAUAUUCAAUAUUUGUCGAUCUUCUCGACGUCAAUGAUAACCCUCCAAAAUUCAACACCAGUAGUUUUACUUUGAAUAUUCCAGAAUCGGUGACAGUUGGCAAAAGAUAUGCUCUUCCUGGUGCUGCUGAUGAGGACAGGUGGUCUGAAAACUCAAUCCACUCUUACAACUUUGAGCCCCCUAAUAUUGUGUUUAGUGUGGAGUUCUUUAAACAGUUAGAUGGCAGCUCCAGUGUCAACUUGGUGGUGAACGCGACACUAGACAGGGAGAUCACUGAGAACUACAAUCUUGUUUUAGUUGCCAAAGAUGGUGGAAUUCCAGCUCGGAGCGCGUCUUUGAUGGUUCAUAUACAAGUAAUAGACGAUAACGACAACACGCCCAAGUUUACGCAGAGCCAGUAUAGUGUCCAGAUGGGCGAGAACACGCAACAAGGUUCUGUCAUCAUGACUCUCUCGGCUGUUGACAGUGACGUUGGGGUCAACUCUGAUGUAAGUUAUAGGCUCAGUUCGCGACAGGAAACAAAAAUAGCGGAGCUGUUUCAUGUGGACAAACAUACCGGUCAACUGACAGCUAAAACGCCCUUGACCAGUGGCAGUUACACUAUCAUCAUUGAAGCUGUAGAUAACGGAUCCCCUCAAAGGGUCAACCAGACAGAAGUGAUCGUCAACGUGAUUGAUACAGAGAAUAACCCGCCCGUUAUUACUAUUGAUCCUUUGAACCAAGAUUCCAAACACGUCCAUGUCUCAGAAACCGCUAACAGGAACUCGCUUGUUGCCCAUGUGUCUGUGUUCGACCCAGAUUCUGGUCCAAACGGUAUUGUCCUCUGCUACAGCCAAAGCGCAUUCUUUGACCUCCACGCCCUACACGACAACGACUAUAUGCUAGUUGUGGUCAGGGCUUUAGACCGUGAACAGAGCCCGGAAUACCGAGUAGCUCUCUUCUGCGAAGACUCCGGAACGCCGCGUCUCAACACCACGAAUAUUUUCGAUGUUAUUGUAGACGACGUUAACGACAACCACCCAGUUUUUGACAAAACCAGUUAUCAGAUAUCUCUACAUGAAGGAAACGCCCUAAACGACGUCGCCAUGAUUUUGUCAGCCUCGGACUCAGAUGUCGGGAUUAAUUCUAAAAUUUAUUUCACCCUUCUCAACGACUCUAACGGCUUUUUCAAGAUCCCUGUUGGUUCAAACAUUUUAGUCUGUGCUAAACAGCUUGACCGAGAGACGCAGGACACGCACGUAGUAGAAGUCGUAGCCAGGGACGGGGGUUUUCCCUCACUGUCAUCCACAGCAACAGUCACUAUUUCAGUUCUGGACAUCAACGAUGAGGCACCUCGAUUCCUUCAGGCUAGCUACAGGUUCUCUAUACCCGAAGGGUUGCCAGCGAAGACUUUCGUUGGAUCUGUGUCAGCGCUAGAUCUUGAUCUAGCAGAAGGUGGAGAAUUUGAAUAUUCCUUGGUGAAAACCUCAACCGAAUCUCACCAAUUUCAAAUCCUAGACAAUGGCACUCUGAUAACGUUGACAGUACUUGAUAGGGAGACGUCUGCUUCAAACACUUUGAUUGUCCAGGUUAAUGACAAAGGACGACCAAAACUGAGUUCUCAGGUGAAAGUGCAGAUUGAGGUUAUGGAUGUCAAUGACAACGCUCCUGUGUUCCUUUUUCCAAGCGCAGGUAACAAUAGUGUUACCUUGAUCUUACCUGUGGUCGCUGAGAAGACUUUGUUCAGACUGCAGGCUAGUGACGCUGACGAAAGUGACAACGGAGACGUAUACUUCUCCCUAUAUGCGGGAAAUUCAUCUCAGAAGUUUGAUGUGGACCCAGCCACUGGAGAACUCCACGCCAUACGAACUUUGAACUCUGAUGACAUCGGAGUGUACAACCUCACCAUCACGGCUACUGAUAGAGGACUACGGCCACUGAACACGACCAGGCGUCUUUUAAUACAUGUUGUGAAUCCAGUUGUGGGUGCCUCACAGAAGUCUAAUACAAACACAGCGACAGUCAUCGGCGUGGUGUGUGGUAUCAUCUUUGUCCUUAUCAUUAUCGUCGCUGUGGCCUGCUGUGCUAAAAAAGUCCAUAAAGAAAAGCCUCUGCGAUACCUCGACAAAAACCAGAACAGUUCUGAGGAGAAAGUCAAGACUGGUGCUACAGUGUCCAACCAGUACAGCAGCCAUAAGCAGUCCAACAUUCAGACUUAUCCAAGAGUCUCGAAGACUCCAGACAUCAUGGUCAGAACAGGUGAGGCUGAAACGAGCGACAAGGAACUCAACAGAAUUACAAGUCUACGGCUGCAGCAAGCAUUCCAGCAUAUCAACAGUAUCAAGUCAACACUGAACAUCAAGAAGCCUCGCGAGUGGCGAGAAAUCCACAUACCAGGUCAAGCUCACGACUUCAGCAGUCUGAGUUCCCGAGGAACCAGCACCCACAACUUCGACAGCGGCCUCGGCACUGACGAUGACACCGCGCCACAUCAAAGAAUAACUUCACCACCACGUCCGCAAAUCAACGCCAGCAAAAACAACACUCAUCAUACUACCCAGCAGCAUUUACCACUAUUUACAUCCCGGCCUCCAUCCCAUCUAAGCGCCAGUUCUUCCUGCCAUCAAUCAACGUCCUCUUUGUCUAGUCAGCGAAGAAAGCCAGCAGCAGAGUUUGUUUUGUUUCGACCAUUAAGCGCCAGAAUCAGUGAUCUAUACCCCAACGAUACUAUUGACGAUCAGUGUACCACCACGUCGGGUAGCUACAGCAUCGACACCUAUGACCACAAAGGAUCAUGCUUUGCACACACGUCAAAUUUAGACUACAUACAUGACAUCUAUGUAUAA